Lycium barbarum (goji berry) is the source of this 628-nucleotide messenger RNA. Its product is annotated as large ribosomal subunit protein eL42. Gene Ontology annotation, biological process: translation. The coding region runs from base 140 to 457 and encodes 105 amino acids. The transcript is spliced from 4 exons. Gene Ontology annotation, cellular component: cytosolic large ribosomal subunit; ribosome. The record is from RefSeq and is a predicted model, not a curated record. Lineage: Eukaryota; Viridiplantae; Streptophyta; Magnoliopsida; Solanales; Solanaceae. Gene Ontology annotation, molecular function: structural constituent of ribosome.
CACCUCCAAAUAAGGCCAAUCGUGCAAAUUACCCUUUUCUGGCCCAAGUCCAGUAAUAGCCCAGCGUUCUUACUAAACCCUAAGCUGCAAUACAAAACAGUCUCUUCACACAUCUCAGGGUUAUUAUUCAACGGCGACAAUGGUGAACGUUCCUAAGACAAAGAAGACCUACUGCAAGUCCAAGGACUGCAAGAAGCACACCUUGCAUAAGGUCACACAAUACAAGAAGGGGAAAGAUAGCUUAGCUGCUCAGGGAAAGCGUCGUUAUGAUCGCAAGCAGUCUGGUUAUGGUGGACAAACAAAACCCGUCUUCCAUAAAAAGGCAAAGACCACCAAGAAGAUUGUCUUGAGAUUGCAAUGCCAAGGUUGCAAACACGUGUCGCAGCACCCAAUCAAGAGGUGCAAGCAUUUUGAGAUUGGUGGGGACAAGAAAGGAAAAGGAACCUCUCUUUUCUAGAUUGCCUGUGAAGCAGAAUUUGAUCUUUCUCUUCUGUUCUGUUACACUUCAGAUAUUUUUGUUAUAUUGAAUGUAGUUCAGGAGUUCUGUUAUCGACUCAUGAUUAAUUAUGUGUUCUGUCAGUGAUAAUCUUAUCAGGAGAUGAAAUGAAUACUUCAAGUUUUUGAUUUA